Abrus precatorius (Indian licorice) is the source of this 2522-nucleotide messenger RNA. Its product is annotated as vesicle transport v-SNARE 12. Lineage: Eukaryota; Viridiplantae; Streptophyta; Magnoliopsida; Fabales; Fabaceae. The transcript has 6 exons. Bases 162 to 830 code for a protein of 222 amino acids. Gene Ontology annotation, biological process: intracellular protein transport; vesicle-mediated transport; vesicle fusion. The record is from RefSeq and is a predicted model, not a curated record. Gene Ontology annotation, molecular function: SNAP receptor activity; SNARE binding. Gene Ontology annotation, cellular component: endoplasmic reticulum membrane; late endosome membrane; SNARE complex.
AUCCUUCCCUACGUUUGGUGGAAUUACAGUUCCUCCAGUGCAAAAGAAAACUUGUUCUUUGUUUCUUCUUCAUUUUUCACUGUUAACCAGCAACAACAAUCUCAAUCCUCACAGAUCGCUCAAACUAUUCGAUCCAUCAUCCAAGGUAAGGGUGUCACAAGAUGAGUGAGGUUUUCGAAGGGUAUGAGCGCCAGUACUGUGAGCUCUCUGCUAAUCUCUCCCGAAAAUGCAGUUCCACGGCUCUUGUUUCUGAUCAGGAACAGAAGCAGCAAAAGUUUGCUGAAAUUAAAGCUGGACUGGAUGAUGCUGAUGUUCUGAUUCGGAAAAUGGACCUAGAGGCGAGGAGUUUGCAGCCAAGUGUAAAAGCAAUGCUUCUUGCAAAGUUGAGGGAAUAUAAAUCUGAUCUAAACAAGUUGAAAAAGGAAUUUAAAAGGUUAACAUCACCUAAUGCUGAUGAGGCUGCCCGUGAAGAUUUGUUGGAGACUGGAAUGGCAGAUACACAUUUGGCAUCUGCCGAUCAGAGAGAAAGAUUAACUAUGUCAGUGGAGAGAUUAAAUGAGUCAAGUGAUAGAAUUCGGGAGAGCCGAAGAACCUUGUUGGAGACCGAAGAACUUGGUGUCUCAAUCCUCCAAGAUUUACACGGACAGAGAGAGACUCUACUGAACUCCCAUAAAAAGCUUCAUGGAGUAGAUGAUGCUAUUGAUAAGAGUAAGAAGGUACUGACUACCAUGUCACGGAGAAUAACUAGAAACAAAUGGAUCGUUGCAUCUUUGAUUGGAGCUCUUGUUUUUGCUAUAGUUGUUAUUCUAUUUUACAAGCUAUCUCGUUAACUAAUAUGCACAAGAUAGGGCAAGAAUCUUAUCACAAGAUGCUUGCAAUGUUUUAUGCUUAUAUGUACUUGGUUGUAUAUAGGCACCGUAUGUGAUCAUAUCCCUGCAAUUAUUUCUCUGUUGUUAUGUUUAUGAUUGGUAAAUUUUCAAUGAUACCUUACAUUUUAUGCUCUUAAUUGUAUUUUUCUUUUGAACUGAACGAGUGUUUACCUGAUGCAAGUGGAAUUGUUAAUGUAUACUCAUUAUAUGACAUGAUGCUUUUAUGAAUUAAAAAUCCUUGUGCUAAUGCUGUAUGCAUGCUUGCCACCCUUCUUUUGUUUUUUUCUUAUGCAUUUUUGUUGCUUCUUGGCAUGUUUUGAGAUGAAAACGUGUUGGACAAAGCGUUUGAAUGAAAGGGUUUGUUUCAUAGUUGAAAUUAAAAUUUGGAGCAGUCGUCAUUUUUCUCCUUUCUUUCCCUCUGGACGUUUCCAAAGAGUGAAACGUGGAAGAAACAAAAGGGCAUUUUUAUUUUGGGUCCACAGACAUGGGAGCUCUAAAAGCACUUUCCCCUUCUAAGCGUGUAAUUAGCAAUUUUCUUUCUAUUUAUAAAAGGUUUAAUUAUGUUUUUAAUUUCUCAAAUUUUUUCAUUUUCAUUUUACUUCUUAUAUUUGAUUUGUUAUUUCUAACGAGUUUUUCAUAAUAAUUUUUAUUGUUAAAUGGUUUUUUUUUUAUUACCUUCUACUUUAUUUUCCUCCAAGUCGAGUUAUUGUAUUUUUUGUCAAUCUAAAGUAUAAAGAUUAACAAGGGGAUAAUAUAUAAUAAUCUUUAUCUCCUAUUUAUUGGUUAAAGAAAAACGCUUCUGCAAUUCUUGGCCUGAGAGUAAAAAUUGAAAUAGGAAUGAGAUGAUUAAGGAAGAAGUAGUGAUAGGAUAGGGUAGGAGUGAAGUAGUUGAGAUGAUUAAGUAAUCAUGUAGAAGAUGAUGACCAAGUUUAGGGGCUUCAUACCUUAAUACAAGAGACGUGGCAUGCGUUUUUCAUUUCAUUCAGAAGAAAGAAAAAUAAGACCCACGUGGACCCCAACUUCCCCAAAAAAUCUCCAAACUCCCAAACCCCAACUUCAACUUUUCUUCUUCUUCUUCUUCUUCUCUUCAGAAUUCAAAUCAUCCAUGGAUUCUCUUCCUUCGGUGUCUCCUUCCAUGGUUCUCCCUCCCACCAACCCCUUCCGUCGUCUUGUUCCCACCCUCGUCUCCGCCAGAACCAGAAGGACUCACCUGUCAGUCUCCUGCACCCUCGGCGGCGACGGAACUCACGACGACGUCGAGAGGGCGCUUCACAUGGACGGCACCAUUCCCACUACCUCCAACGAGUUCCUCAAACGCGUUUCCUCACGCGCCUAUGAUAUGCGCCGCAACCUCCACCAGUCCUUCGAUACUAGCAGCUACGACGGUACCUCCUCUUCCGUUUUGCUUCCUCGCUUUAAUUCAACUUUAUGAAUGAAUUGUUGCCAAAAUUAUUGGUUGGAGCAUGAAAUUUUGAUCGUUCCUGCAUUUAUCAAUUUUAUUCAAUUCACAAAUUAAGUCGUUGGACAUUGACACACGUGACUAGCUGCCAUGAGUAAUGGAAUGAACAAAAUGGUGUUGUUCUAUUCUCGCCGAUUACAUUCCUUCUGGUGAAAACCAAGAUGAACCAUUUUAAAAGAAUAAAUAAAAAGGAA